UUGCUUCUUAAACGAUUUUGUUCUGAAAACUUUUUUGAGAGAAAAAUCAAGGAAGAGCAUAGAGAAGGCGCAGGAGUGAGGCCAAGGGACAGCCAGCCAGAGAGAGCGAGCGAGAGAGAGAGAGGAGAUGGGGAGAAUCCCUAUGGCGGCUUCUUCCUCCCUCCACCUCGCCACCUUGCGCCUUCCUCCCCUCUCCUCUUCACUGGCCCCAUCUUCCAGACUCGCCGCCAGCGCCCGCUUCGGAGUAUCACUGUCCGUGUCUCGUUCCUCCCGUAGAAUUGCUCUCUUCCACCUGGGCAGCGCUAUUCCCCAAGCACAGUUGUUUGGAGUCAGAUCCUCAAAUUUGUUAAGAAUAGAAGGAAGUGCAGCCGAAGCUGGAACAGCGGGGAAUGCAGCACAAGCUAGCACCGCCAUAAGCCAGGAAGUUGAUUUAAACUGGGUUAAGAAGGAUAAACGUAGGCUACUCCACGUGGUUUAUCGCGUGGGAGACUUGGACAAGACCAUCAAAUUUUACACGGAAUGCUUGGGAAUGAAGCUGUUGAGAAAACGUGAUAUCCCUGAAGAGCGAUACACAAAUGCUUUUCUUGGAUAUGGACCUGAAGAUUCACACUUCGUUGUGGAGCUCACUUACAAUUAUGGAGUGGAUCACUACGAUAUAGGAACAGGUUUCGGACACUUUGGUAUUGCUGUUGAGGACGUUUACAAGACAGUUGACCUUAUAAAAGCUAAGGGAGGAAAGGUCACCAGGGAGCCUGGUCCUGUCAAAGGUGGUACUAGUGUGAUUGCUUUUGUGGAAGAUCCUGAUGGAUAUAAAUUUGAGCUCAUUGAAAGAGCACCCACACCUGAACCCCUCUGUCAGGUCAUGCUUAGGGUUGGAGAUAUAGAUAGAUCAAUUGAUUUUUACAAAAGGGCUUUUGGUAUGGAGCUUCUCCGUAAGCGUGAUAAUCCAGCGUACAAGUAUACAAUUGCCAUGAUGGGUUAUGGACCUGAAGAUAAAAAUGCUGUACUAGAGUUGACAUACAACUAUGGGGUCACAGAAUAUGACAAAGGAAAUGCCUAUGCACAGAUUGCCAUUGGCACAGAUGAUGUAUAUAAAACUGCAGAAGUGGUUAAACUUGCUGGGGGGAAAAUUACACGUGAACCUGGGCCAUUGCCAGGUAUCAACACCAAAAUCACUGCCUGCUUAGAUCCUGAUGGUUGGAAGACGGUGUUUGUUGAUAAUGAGGACUUUGCGAAGGAACUAGAAUGAGGAGAGCAGUGGAAAUACUGAGUAGUUGGCAAAGAGCCGCUGCAAUGCUCGUCCAUUCUUUUUGUCACCCCAAUCGGCGUUCCUCGCUAAUUGUUCUCAGAAGAGUGGAACUCAUGAAGUUCAUAUUAUAUAAAUAGCCCUCUUCCCAGUUGUCUCUGUAAAUCAGGAAAUAAGCUUAGGCCUCUCUCUCUCAUUUCUGUAGGCAUGCCAGAUGUAUCUUUUUCCCUGAAUGUGUUAUUAAUGUGCAUUCCUUUAUACUCCA
Molecule: messenger RNA, 1511 nt
Organism: Nymphaea colorata (pocket water lily)
Lineage: Eukaryota; Viridiplantae; Streptophyta; Magnoliopsida; Nymphaeales; Nymphaeaceae
Product: probable lactoylglutathione lyase, chloroplastic
Exons: 9
Coding region: 128-1249 (373 amino acids)
Cellular component (GO): cytoplasm
Molecular function (GO): lactoylglutathione lyase activity; metal ion binding
Source: RefSeq, a predicted model, not a curated record